AUGUGUCAAUCACAAGGCCAUGGUUGUGCUCGACUAGCUAUUCGAUUGGACAAAGAACCUUUAUCACUAAGCCUUCUUCGAAAUGAUCACUCAAAAUUGGCAAGCAAUGAAUGGACAUUGCUUUCGAAUUGUCUUCAUACAUUUGAUGAGCGAAAUGCUCCUAUAAGAAUUCAGUAUUGUAUUAAUGAAUUUUCUUCAUUACCACCAAAAUUACGUAUGAAACCAUCGGAAGUCGCAAAUCUUAUUCGUGCACUGUAUUCAGGUGUGGGAGCAAUGGUCGAACAGUCACCAGACUUCUAUUCUUUAUCAGGUGAUACUCGUCAAAUUCUCACUAAACAUAAUUUGUACAUCAGUGGCGUGAUGAAUUCUUUUUUUCUAUCUCGUGAACUGAAUAUAUUUGAUAAUUUGUCUGUUCUCAAUGUGUGCAAUCACAUGUAUGGGUCUGAAUAUGUACUGAAACUCCGUGGAAAUGUUGCACGAUAUGAUUCAAAUGGAAGUCUUAUUAAAAUUUUGAUAUUCAUAUUAACGUUUUCAAGUAAUAUCUCGAUUGUUCAAUAUGACAAUGAAGAACAUAUUUCAAUUAUGUCAAACUCAAUCAAUCUUGUUCGUAUUCAGAAUAUAUAUGUUACAAUGUUAUGGAAAUAUUUAGUUUAUCUCUAUGGUUUUAAUGAAGCAGUACUUCGAUUUACUUCGCUUGUAAAGAAUGUUUUAGAUCUACUUAGCUUCUUAAACUCGGUUCCUGAGGAUGAAGCUCGUCAACGUAUGAUGAAUAAAAUUGUAACAGAAACUGAACGUACAUUGGUGAUUACUGACUGA
Molecule: messenger RNA, 816 nt
Organism: Rotaria sp. Silwood2
Lineage: Eukaryota; Metazoa; Rotifera; Eurotatoria; Philodinida; Philodinidae
Source: the annotation of a GenBank genome assembly